Molecule: messenger RNA, 242 nt
Organism: Ilex paraguariensis (yerba mate)
Lineage: Eukaryota; Viridiplantae; Streptophyta; Magnoliopsida; Aquifoliales; Aquifoliaceae
Source: the annotation of a GenBank genome assembly
AUGGCAUCGCCGUUGCCGUCUGAUCAUAAGGCCACCAUAAUCGACGGCAAAGCAAUCGCACAGACCAUCCGAUCUGAAAUUGCCUCCCAAGUCCGCCUUCUUUCCCAGAAUUACAGCAAGGUUCCAGGGCUGGCUGUAGUCAUUGUAGGAAAUAGGAAGGACUCUCAAAGCUAUGUGAAUAUGAAGAGAAAGGCAUUGCUGAAGUUGGGAUUAAGUCCUUUGAUAUUGAUCUGCCAGAGCAA